AGUCAUCCGCUAGCUGCUGAGCGUUAUCUGUCACACUUCGCGCUGCUUCGCGCUUUACUCGGAAGUAAACAUCAGUAAACAUGGCAAAGUUAUUGGGGUUGGAUAAACUCGCGACCUUAUUCCGUGCGAUACGCGACCAUGGUGGUAUUAUCGGUUCCGUCAAGACGUUGUUCAGGGUGGAUGAGCUGAAGAGCGGUACCUUGAUCGGAGAAGACAAGUAUGGAAAUCGAUAUUAUGAGAACAACACGCAUUUUGUAGGUCGUAACAGAUGGGUGAUAUAUGCAGAGAAAGUUGGAUUUAAUUACGAUGGUUCCCAAGUCCCAGCCGAGUGGUACGGUUGGUUGCAUUACAAGACAGAUUUGCCACCGCACAAAGACCCGUCCCGACCAAAGUACAAGUGGAUGAUCGACCAUCAACCAAAUAUGAGCGGCACUGAUAAAGCUUACAUGCCCUACAGCACCACGAGACCAAAAAUCGAACCUUGGAGGCCAUCCCAGUGACAAGCUUCGUUGUAGAGACAACGAAGUGAGAGGCAUAAAGAAUAAAACAGCUGAUUCAUAACGAUAGUGAAAUAUUAAUAAAAUAUUAUUCAGUGUAAAUAGUUACUAUCAAGAUAAAAGGAUUAUUGAUGUUUUAA
Wasmannia auropunctata (little fire ant) is the source of this 637-nucleotide messenger RNA. It is a transcript of the gene ND-B17.2, whose product is annotated as probable NADH dehydrogenase [ubiquinone] 1 alpha subcomplex subunit 12. The transcript has 3 exons. The record is from RefSeq and is a predicted model, not a curated record. Gene Ontology annotation, cellular component: membrane. Bases 81 to 500 code for a protein of 139 amino acids. Gene Ontology annotation, biological process: response to oxidative stress; mitochondrial respiratory chain complex I assembly. NCBI's taxonomy places the organism in Eukaryota, Metazoa, Arthropoda, Insecta, Hymenoptera, Formicidae.